This is a messenger RNA of Melanaphis sacchari, 1863 nucleotides long. Its product is annotated as lysosome membrane protein 2-like. Gene Ontology annotation, cellular component: membrane; cytoplasm. Bases 175 to 1809 code for a protein of 544 amino acids. Gene Ontology annotation, molecular function: scavenger receptor activity. The record is from RefSeq and is a predicted model, not a curated record. The transcript has a single exon. Lineage: Eukaryota; Metazoa; Arthropoda; Insecta; Hemiptera; Aphididae.
AUAUAUUUAUUAUUUAUUGAAAUAUGACUGCGCUAGUAUUGUUGUAAAGAAACAACGUUUCAUAAAUAUAUUAUUUUAAUAGUAAAAAUGAAUUAAUACAGUGUUGUGUUUUAUGUGAAUAACCUUUCGAAUAGUAAAUUAUACAUCGUAGAAAAUUAUUUAAUUUCGAUCAAAAUGCUGCAAGGAACGUGUGAUAAAUCUAACGAUGUGAAAAUGAAUUCCGCGAGUGGUUGGUCAGCUGUAAAAUUACUAGAAAAGCUGAAAUUUUGCAAUAGUGGUAUCAUAAAAAUCGGGACUCUGGAACGCGAGCGUUCGUCGACCAAGAAACAUGAGCUUUGCGAAACCGGUCACAAUUCCAUACCUUCCGGGUUUCUGUUGCUGGUUGUGUUGAUUGCCUUAAGUGGAAUAUUUACGAUAAUAAUGUGGUUUACGGAGUUUUACAUGUUUCAAAUCUUACAGUUCGUGACCAUAACGCAGGGUAGUGCUUCAUACAACAUGUGGCUAAACCCGUCCGUCAAGCCGUACGUGUCGAUUUAUCCAUUUAACUAUACCAACAUCAACCAGGUAUUGAAAUACGGCGAUACACCCAUAGUCCAAGAACUGGGUCCGUUCGUAUACAGGGAAACGGUUGAACGGAUUAACGUAGAGUUCAACGCCAACGGUACUGUCACGUACCAGGAGCGGAGGAGUAACGAGUUCGUACCCGAAAUGUCUCAGGGCGACCCGGAACGUUUAACCAUAACUGUACCGAACUUGCCGCUAAUCAGCGCUAUAUCGAAGAGCGCCGACACGUUUUACCUCACACAAAAGUUUAUGUCGCUGUUUUUGGACGGGUUUAAGGUAAAGCCGUUCCUACACCUAAAGAUUAACGACUAUUUUUGGGGUUACGAGGACAGUUUAUACACUCUGGCUCAAGGUCUAGCGUCGACGGUGCACAGAGAUGCUCGGCUGUCAAGAUUCGGAAUAAUUACCGGACGGCGCGGCAUGUCGCCCGACCGCAUCACGAUCCACAGUGGUGUCGGAAAUCUAAACAAGCUUGGCGUCAUUACUCGCUACAACGGGCUGGAUACACUGAACGUGUGGAAGACGGACGAGUGCAACAGGUUGGAUGGAAGUGACGGGUCUCAGUUUCCGCCGACCACGUUGAGUCGCAAGUCGAAACUGUUUGUUUUCCACAUGGAUCUGUGCCGUCGGUUCCCACUCGUUUACAAGGAAGACAUCGAAACGGUUCCCGGGGUGACGGCAUUCCGUUUUCAAGCACCCAGAAACGUGUUCGAUACACCCAACACAAAUCCAGAUAACGACUGUUAUUAUACUUCAGAAACGUUUCCGCCAUCGGGAGUAUUCAAUUCAUCUCCGUGCAAUGGCGCCCCAGUAAUAAUGUCGUUUCCGCAUUUCUAUUUAGGCGACCCUGAGCUAAGAAGAGACAUUCAUGGACUGUCCCCUGAUCCUGAACUGCAUGAGACCUUUUUAGAUGUUCAUUCUAAGUUGGGAGUAUCCCUGGGAGGCCGAUCCAGGUUUCAAGUGAAUAUCAUGUUAAAGAAAGCUGAUGGAAUAUCGCAUUUCAAAAAUUUCAAACAGGGAAUUAUACUGCCAGUAGCAUGGAUAGAAGUAAAAGUCGACAAACUACCUGAUGACAUAAAGAGAACUUUACAACAGACUUCUAUUAGUAUUAAUCUCGGUGAAAUAUUAUUGAAAUGGACAUCAUUAUUGACACUUACAUUAUCUAUGGUUUUUUUGGUCAGGAAAAUCAUAUUAAAAGAUUGUUUUAUGUGUAAUGAGAAACAAGUUUUACCUAUGAAUAAAUAAUUGAUCUGUACUAAAUAAAAUGUGUAUUAUCUAUUAUAAUUUGUAUGUUAUUUA